Salpingoeca rosetta is the source of this 1448-nucleotide messenger RNA. RefSeq lists its product as uncharacterized. The transcript has 3 exons. Bases 34 to 1230 code for a protein of 398 amino acids. The record is from RefSeq and is a predicted model, not a curated record. Lineage: Eukaryota; Choanoflagellata; Craspedida; Salpingoecidae. Gene Ontology annotation, biological process: regulation of cell cycle.
GCACAGCAGAAGCAGAAGAGGAGAGAAGCAGAGAUGGCGAAUGUGUUGCGGGCGCGGGGUGUGGAGAGGAUACGCAGAGAUGGGACGGCGUUCUUGGCGGGGAUUUCGCUGACAGGGGAUGAGGAUGAGCCUGUUCUCGGGGCAAGCGACUCCGAGUACGACCAUGAGGAUGCAGAGACCGCGCUUGUGCGCAGACAGCAGCCGCAGCGGCCGAAAUCAGGACAUGCCAGCACCCGCCAUUCUUUCAUGGGCAUGGCAGCCACCGACCUGCUUGCAUCUGACGGCACCGAUCUCACGUCACAGCACCAGCAGUCGCAGCGCCGGCGCAGGCGCUUGACAAGUGGAGACAUGGAACGGCUGCGUGAUGCUUUCGCAACGUCGUCCACGUCGCAGGCACGCAGCAGCACGCGGCCAUCAAAGGCCAUGCCGAAGGUCACGUUUGUGUCGGACGUGAAGACCAACGCAGAGCUGCUGGUGAACACCCGCGUGCUCGUCACAAGCCCGCGCGGCGGUAUGCCACUCGCCGCUUUUAGCCUACUUCCCGCACGUGACACACGUCACAAGAAGCGCCGACGCCUCGAAAAAGCCAAGCAGGCCGACAAGUUCGAGAUCAAGCCCGUGCGCAAGACAAAGAGCUACGAGAAGCAGCUGCGGGACAUGCCGCAAGUGCACGAUCACGCCACGCUCGACGACCCGUUCCUGCACCACGGAAGGCACCAGAAGAUGCUGUCCCUCAAGUCAUACACGGUGUCCAUCAGCCACUAUGUGACGCCGGCGGAACUCAAAGAGGCGCUCAACGAGAGCUUCCGUGAACGCUUCCCAGACAUUCAACUCACCCUCUCCAAGCUGCGCAGUCUCAAGCGCGACAUGGUGGAGAUUGGCUGCGACAUGUGCAAGAUGGAGGUGUCGACGGUGGCGUUUGCCCACUACUACUUUGAGCACCUUGUGCUAAAGCGGUGGGUGACCAAGCCCACGCGCAAGCUCAUCCCGGCAUGCUGCCUACUGCUCGCCUUCAAGUUCAACUGCACCGCCCGCCCGUCCAUUGUCAAGCAGCGGCUGCAGCCGUUGUUCAAGGCGUGCGAGGACAAGUGGCGGCUGGCGCGGCACGACAUCCUCCUCAUGGAGAUGCCUGUCUUCUCCCAGCUCUCCUUCGACCUCAACGUUCCCGCUGCUACCGUCACGGCAUUUACCGCGCGCAUUCACGCCAAGCACCCGCACCUCUGUACCUGACGCCAGCUUGCUGAUCCUCGUUGAGGUGGCGUGCUUGUGUAUUCAUGCCACGCUUGUCCUACCAACGCGGCUGCACAUGGCAUUGUUCUCCCGCUGUGGCCGCUUCCGUUGUGUUACCCUCGCUGCACGCACAUCUGUCUUUGUUCUUGCGUUUGCUCGCUUCGUUCCUCUCAUAGACAGAUACACGCCAUACACACGGCAAUCGCCUUCUCUCUGUU